GUACGUGCCUGUGUGUGUAUACAUCUGUCUGUAUGUGUACCAGGGGUGGACUGACCAUUCGAGCACUCUGGCACUGCCCGAGGGCCCAGGGUCAGUAGGGGGCCCCAUGAAAUGCCCCUGGUACCUUUUUUAUAGGCUUUUUUGAAUGUGGGCAAGGACACAGGGGCCCCAUGAUCCCCUAUUGCCCGGGGGCCCCAUGAGUUGUCAGUCCGCCCCUGAUGUGUACAUGUGUCUCUGUGUGUGUGUGGUUCACAUUUGUGUAUUGCAGAACAACAAAAUACUUUGUGCUGUACAGCCUAGGUGCAUUGGGGUGUAUUUA
Staurois parvus is the source of this 319-nucleotide messenger RNA. Lineage: Eukaryota; Metazoa; Chordata; Amphibia; Anura; Ranidae. The record is from the annotation of a GenBank genome assembly.